This is a messenger RNA of Branchiostoma floridae (Florida lancelet), 7296 nucleotides long. RefSeq names its product sushi, von Willebrand factor type A, EGF and pentraxin domain-containing protein 1-like. Lineage: Eukaryota; Metazoa; Chordata; Leptocardii; Amphioxiformes; Branchiostomatidae. The coding region runs from base 48 to 7166 and encodes 2372 amino acids. The transcript has 47 exons. Gene Ontology annotation, molecular function: calcium ion binding. The record is from RefSeq and is a predicted model, not a curated record.
ACGUCUACGGGGACACGGUGGAGUUCACCUGUUACCCUGGUUACGAUAUGGUCGGGGUGUCAGCCGUCACGUGCCAGGCCACAGCCACAUGGAGCGACAGCCCCCCUGUUUGCGAACCCGUGCCGUGCCCCACCGUGCCACCGCUGGUGAACGGUUUCCAUGACGGCGGUGGCGCUACCUUCACCUACGGCGAGGUGGUGCACUUCGAGUGUGAUAUAGGAUUCCACAUUUGGGGCUCGACCUUACGUAGCUGCCAGGCUGAUAGGACCUGGAGCGGAUGUUUCCCAACGUGCAUCGACAUUAUCGAAUGCUCCGUUGGAAAUGGCGGUUGCGGGCAAAUUUGCACCAAUCUCUUCGGAAGUUACGAGUGUUCCUGUAGGAUUGGUUACACCCUGAACGUCGACGGUCAUGCCUGCGAUGAUGUGGAUGAAUGUUCCAAUGCUAACGGCGGCUGUGAGCAGACUUGCACCAACACCAUCGGGAGUUUCCAGUGUUCCUGUGGGGUUGGAUAUACCCUAAACGAAGACGGGUUUUCUUGUGACGCCGCACAGUGUCCGCAGCUGAUAGCUCCUGUGAACGGCGCACAUUCGGGCGGAAGCUCCUACCCAGACGUGGUGCAGUUCACGUGUGACACGGGAUACCGCCUGGUUGGUGUGGCGAGUAUCCAGUGCCUCGCUUACGGCACGUGGAGUGGCACGGUCCCAAUCUGCACACUCGCCAUGUGCCCAGUGUUAAGAGCCCCCACGGACGGUACCAUGACAAUGACUGGCUCCUCGUCGUACCAGGACGUGGCUGAGUUCACCUGUAACCCCGGCUACACGCUUGUGGGAUCAGCAACCCUCACGUGCGGGGCACACGGAAGUUGGUCUGCACCUGCCCCCACUUGCCCAGCCGUGCGGUGUCCGACGCUGAGGGUUCCCGCAAACGGCGCAAUGACGGGCGGCAACUUCUACCGUGACGUGAAGCUCUUCACGUGUGACGUAGGGUACGACCUUGUGGGUGCAUCAAGGCUUGACUGUCAAGCAGACGGCACGUGGAGUGACAAUGUACCCACAUGUGGAGGGGUCAAUUGUCCGAUGUUAACAGCCCCUGCAGACGGUAGCAUGAGUGGCGGGAACACCUACGGAGACACCGUACAGUUCAGCUGUGACACCGGGUGCCAGCGUGUCGGUCCGGCGGCUGUCACGUGCCUGGCGAGCGGCAGGUGGAGCGACAGUGUACCCACCUGUACUGGCACAACUGUGCCGGUACCAUGCCCGAUACUGACAGCCCCUGUAGACGGCACCAUGAGGAGGUACACCUACUUUUACUACGACUCGAGGGACUUUCGUGAGUAUCUACCCGAAGGACAGACCGGCUGUGACGCCUAUAACGAAGACGUGGAGUUCACCUGCCACUCUGGCUUCGAUCUUAUCGGUUCGUCACACAUCACCUGUCAGGCAGACGGCACCUGGAGUGAUGACGUCCCCUUGUGCACAGCUGCCCAGUGUCCUCAGCUGUCUCCUCCGACCAACGGUGCCAUGACAGGGUUAUUUACGUACCGGGGGAUCUUAGAGUUCACCUGUGACACGGGCUACGAUCUUGUAGGUCCCGGAAGCAUCACAUGCCUGGAAGAUGGCACAUGGAGUGACAUUGCUCCCAACUGCACUAUUGUACAGUGUCCACCGUUGACAUCACCCACACACGGCGCGAUGACAGGCAGCAACUAUUACCAGGACGUGGUGCAGUUCACCUGUGAUACUGGCUACACCCAUGUAGGUGCGCAAAGUGUCACGUGCCAGGCGGAUGCUUCCUGGAGCGACAUUGAACCUGUUUGUACAGUGGUACAAUGUUCACUGCUGACUCCCCCGGCAGACGGUACGAUGGAGGGCGGGAAUUCCUACCAGGACGUGGUGCUCUUCAGCUGUUACCCUGGUUUCGAGCUCAUCGGGGCCUCAGACACAACGUGCCAGGCAGACGGUUUCUGGAGCAACAGUGUCCCCACAUGUAGAAUCCUGGAGUGUCCGGAGCCGUUAACUCCCGAGAACGGUGCGAAGAGCGGCAUGUACUUUUACUGGGACGUGGUCAGUUUCACCUGUGACACAGGGCACUACAUCGUCGGUGCCGCGGACAUCAUGUGUCAGGCCGAUACAACAUGGAGCGACAAUACCCCCAACUGCACAGUGGUACAAUGCCCACCACUGACGGCUCCCGUAAACGGUCACGUGACCGGGUCCAGCUCCUACCAGGACGUGAAGACCUUCACCUGUGACCCCGGCUACGAUCUGGUGGGUUCUGCAGAAAUGACAUGCCAGGCAGACGGCACGUGGGACGGCAUCUACCCGGCUUGCAAAAUCGCACAGUGCGAUGAGCUGCUGGCGCCCGUGGAAGGAACAGUGGAAGGCUGUAACCUGUACCAGGACGAGGCGCGGUUCGGCUGUAACCCGGGGUACAACCUGGAGGGGGAAGCGGUCCUCACGUGCCAGGCGGACUCAGAGUGGGACCACCCUGCCCCGAUAUGCACACCCAUGCCGUGCCCUCCACUUACGGCCCCGGCACACGGUUCCAUGGCCGACGGCUCCUCGUACAAGGACGUGGUCCCGUUCUCCUGUGACACGGGGUACGAACUCAACGGCGCCUCGACCAUCAUGUGCCGAGACGACGGGACAUGGAGCGGCGUUGUCCCCACCUGCACGUUGGUGCACUGUGAGGUGAAAACAGCUCCCGCAGACGGUACAAUAUCGGGCGGUAACGCCUACGACGACGUGCUGCAGUUCGGCUGUAUCCCAGGUUACCAGCUGGUGGGGUCACCAACCAGCAGGUGCCAGGCAGACGGUACAUGGAGUCACAAUGUCCCAUCCUGCGCAGCUGUUGAAUGUCCACUGCUGACGGCUCCCGAUAACGGUGACAUGACUGGCAACAACUUCUACACGUCCGAAGUCGGCUUCACCUGCGACUCCGGGUUCGAGCUUGUCGGAAGCUCCACCCUGACAUGCCAAGCUGAUGCCACAUGGAGUGGGAGAGUCCCAUCUUGUACAGUUGUACAGUGCCCAGCGCUGACGAACCCGGAGAACGGUGUCAUGACUGGAUCCAACUCGUUUGGGGACGAGGUGCAGUUCACCUGUAACCCUGGGUACGAGAUCUUCGGCUCCUCCACCAUCACCUGUCUGGUGGACGGACAGUGGAGCAUGAGCGCACCGCUCUGUACAGUUCUUCAGUGUCCGAACCUCAUCCCCCCCAUGAAUGGUAAGAUGGUCGGUAUCAACGCCCACAGCGAGGCCGUGACGUUCACCUGCAAUUCCGGGUACGAACUGUCGGGGUCGCCCGCUGUGACGUGUCAGCUGGACGAUAUCUGGACCGGGAGACCCCCGCUGUGUACAGUCAUCCAAUGCCCCGCGUUGUCAUCCCCAUCACACGGCGCCAAGGUCGGCUCGAACUACUACCGUGACGUGGUGACGUUCAGCUGCGACCGGGGGUACCAACUGGACGGGGACUUCAGCGUCAACUGUCUGGGCGACGGGACCUGGAGCGGGAGUGUUCCCGCAUGUAGAGCCAUCCAGUGCCCCAGCAUGACGCCCAUCGCUAACGGAUACCUAGUUGGCUCCAACUCCUUCCGGAAUGUGGUGACGUUUCACUGUUUCCCUGGGUACGAGCUUGUUGGGGACGAGAGUCUGACGUGCCAAGCUGACCGGACGUGGAGCGGUCUAAUACCAGCUUGUUCAAUUGUACAAUGUCCUGCACAAGUCGCUCCCACCAAUGGGGCCAAGGUCGGCAACAACUUUUACAACGACGUGGUAUCGUUCAUGUGCGUGGCGGGGUACAACCUAGAUGGGGAAUCCAGCGUCAGGUGCCAGGCAGACGGUACAUGGACCGCGCCGACUCCAACAUGCCCUGAUGUUGACGAGUGUGGCACUUCCAACGCUGGUGGCUGUGAACAAAACUGCCACAACACUGACGGAAGUUACUACUGUUCCUGUAACACUGGAUACAGCUUAAGUAUCAACGGCAUGUCUUGUAACGACGUCGACGAAUGCAGCUCAGCAAACGGUGACUGCGACCAAACCUGCACAAACGAAAUUGGGAGUUUCCAGUGUUCCUGCUACAUCGGAUACCUCUUAAAUGCCGACGGCUUCGGGUGUGACGACAUCGACGAGUGUGCGACCGCAAACGCAGGCUGUGCUCACACGUGUGUAAACUCAGCUGGAAGCUACCAGUGCACGUGUGACAUUGGCUACGCUUUGAACGAAGAUGGACAUAAUUGUGACGACAUCGACGAAUGCUCGACCGAAAACGGAGGUUGUGACCAAGGCUGCAUUAACACCAUCAGCAGCUUCCGCUGUCAAUGUGGUUCUGGGUACUUGUUGAACACAAAUGACGGGCUUACAUGUGAUGAUGUGGAUGAGUGUUUGGUGGCCAAUGCCAACUGUGCCCAGACUUGUACCAACCUCGUCGGAAGUUACAACUGCUCAUGUAUCGCCGGCUACGUCCUGAACUCUGACCUCCACGCCUGUGAUGACGUGAACGAGUGUUUGACAGACAACGGCGGCUGUGACCAGACCUGCCGCAAUCACGUGGGAAGUCACGGCUGUUCUUGUGGGGUGGGUUAUGUCCUGAGUGCCGACGGAGCUGCUUGUGACGACAUUAAUGAAUGUGAUACAUUAAAUGGCGGGUGCGACCACCAGUGCACGAACACUAUCGGAAGCUUCGGGUGCUCCUGUGGAGAAGGAUACACCUUGAGCGCUGAUGGCCUUGCUUGUAACGACGAUGACGAGUGUGCCACUGCCAAUGGAGGCUGCCACCAAAUCUGCACCAACUUCCCCAGCAGCUUCAACUGUUCGUGUAACGUUGGGUACGUUUUGGAUAUCGACAAUGCUGGCUGCAAUGAUGUGAACGAGUGUUGGCGCGGUAACGGCGGUUGUGAGCAUAACUGUCACAACGCCCUGGGAAGCUUCUCCUGUUCCUGUCUGCCGGGGUUUCUCGACAAUCCCGACGGGUUUAGGUGUGACGAUAUCGAUGAAUGCUUGUCCGAAAACGGCGGCUGUGAGGACUUCUGCUCCAACACCCCUGGCACCUACAGCUGCUCCUGUUCCGACGGAUACGCUCUGACUACGAAUGGCCAUAACUGUACAGAUGUGGACGAGUGUACAGAAUCUCCUGACAUCUGCGGAGACCACGCGGUCUGUACGAACUAUAUCGGGCUGUUCGAGUGCGCAUGUAACCAGGGUUACGUGAUGACGGAAGGAGGAUGCCAUGACAUAGACGAGUGUGCUGCACACGAGUCCCCUUGCGAUCCGAACGCGUACUGCCAGAACACCAUAGGAUUCUUUGUCUGCAUCUGCGAGGAUGGUUACAUCGGUGACGGGUUUACUUGUAACGAAAUACAAACUACGACGCCCAAAGUGAUCACCACAUUCCCAACAACAACUGAUGCACCCCAAGCGGAAACAACCCACCCUACCACAACAACAACCAGUACAGUCGCCAAGACGACCGUUAAGCAAGUGGAGGAGACCUCGACAAAGGAAGACGGCUUCUUAAAUGAACUGGGCACCCAUGAACUGACAACGAGAGGCUUUACGCUUGGUGCACAAGCUACAACGAGCACAUCAUCCACUACCACAUUGAGCACAGUGGCUACUACUGAACUACAAAUGACAAAUGCGGUCACUGCAUCCGUCGGCGACAACCUGAAAGACAUCUGGCCGGGUUUGACAAGUUUGGUACAUGACCGGGGAGAGCCGGAAGACCUGAUGCAGUAUCUGAGCAACAACGGAGGACACGGGAGCUGUGAGCCGUCACAGCCAACAGAGUGUGAGUUGCUGAGUCUACCUGGGGCGCUGGAGAUGGUUUUUAACCUGUCAUCUACCGUGAACAGCCCGGAUCAGAUCAAGGUUCUAGCUGAAGCAACCGACAUACUCCUAAAAUCAUCUCAGAAGCUCAAUCUGGAUGAUCAAGUAGCGUCAGGUUACAUCAUCGGGAAACUGGCGAGAUCCAUGGGGAGGCUGUCGGGGAGUGGGGUGCGGUUUGUAGACCUGCGACCUGCUGCUUCAGCGAUAGUCGACACCGCCUCUACCCUGGUGGAAGCCGGGGUCCAGGAGCAGGUGGAGCUGGAGGACCAGUCGCACUUCCUCCCGCCCAGGAAACGGAAGCGGUACCAGGAGAAACUGGAGAAGGAAAGGAAGGAAAAGCAACAAGAACAGUGGAAACUUGAGAAAGAGGUGAUCUCUCAACUGAUGGAGGAAGUCAACAACGUCGCCCAGGCCGUGUCCAACAGCCUUGAGGUCCCUGGGUCCACCAUCCUGGGAACGAGGUCAAUGCAGCUGGUGUUGGACUGGGAGUCUGGGCCCGAGAGGGGAGACGCCCCAGUGUCCAUCCCGGCUGGACAAGUCAGAUUUCCCGCAGAGAGAGCGCUGUCCCCUUUCGCCUCGUCUCCAGACGUCGAAUGGAAGAUCACCGGUUUUAACGACAACCCGUACGUGUGGGACAGGUCGGCGGAGGACAUCCACUCGUCUGUCGUGGACGUCACUCUGGAAGACUCGUUAGGAAACGAAAUCCCUGUUAAUGGUCUGACGGAGGCAAUCACCAUCGUGCUUCAAAACAACCCUGAAAUGUUCAAAGUUAGUCAUCUCGUGAACUACAAGUAUUACGACAACGCCACCAUGGUCCUGCGAGACUUCAAAGCUCGCGAGAACCAGACGUUCGGAAUCACCCUGACGGUGCAGACCAACACCUACAUCUCAUCGGCCAGGAUAUACGGCAAGAUGGGCGGAGAUCCGAACGAUACAGACCACGACUUUAGCAAAUGGUUGACGUCUGACGACUUUGACAUCUCGGGUAGUGUGGGGAGCCAGACUUUCACGGCUUUCUUCUUAAUCUUCGUGGGGAGGGUCAACAACGGGAGCGGGCAGUACACGCUCGGUCUGCAGAUUGAUGAGUGCCUGGAACAUGGCUGUAACUACACCACGGACAUGGUCAGCAUGGGCUGCCGCUUCUGGGACACAGACGAUAACGCCUGGAAGGGCGACGGCUGCCAGGUCAGCCCAAAGACCACGCGGGAAGAAACCGUGUGCCUGUGUGACCACCUGACUCCGUUCGGAGUGGACAUCGCGCGGGUUCCUAACUACGAGCCGUUCCACACCCGAUCAGUCAUCUAUACAGACAGUUCUCUAACGUGUUUAGAUGAAUAGUAUAGAGAAAAGCGUACGUUUAGGAACAUGCAAAACUGAUAACAGUCAAGAUCAACAUUGUUUGCAAUAAUAAUCUGUGCGGUACAAAGUUUGUUCUUUAUUAGUUAGGUAUUGUUUGAUGAUGUCAGCU